AGCGGAGCGAGGCGCGCUGCCGUCCCGGGUCCGGCGCGGAGGGCCAAGGAAGCGGCGGCGGCGGCUGCCACGCGAGGCCGGGGGCGGAGAGGCGGCCUCCCGUCCCCCCUCCGGUGGCUCUACCGCCAACCCCGCGAGGGCAUUUGCUUCACCUCCUGCUGGUGCGGAAAAGAUGUCCCGCGUCCCCUUGGGAAAAGUCCUUCUGCGGAAUGUCAUUCGCCACACAGACGCCCACAACAAGAUUCAGGAAGAGUCCGAAAUGUGGAAGAUACGGGAGAUGGAGAAGCAGAGCCAAGAGAUACCCUGGGGCAGACACGAGAGGACUCUUCUGAACAGCUCCAGGAGUUGUAUCCAGAAGAAUUUGAUACAGACAGCGACCGGGAACCAGAAGAACAAAACUCCGUGAAUGGCAAAAGGAAAUCUCAGUCGGGCAAGCCGAGUUCCGCGAAGCUGCACAAAAGGAAAAAGGCCAAAAAGUCACACAAGAAGAAGCAGCAGAAAAAGAAAUCACACAAGAAGAAAAAGAAGAAGAAACGCCAGGAGACGCUGAGCACGGCGGCGGCAGCUUCUUCCCAGGAGUCCGAGUGUUCGGAGGGAGAGCCCCCCAAGAGGAAGAAGAAGCGCCACAAGAAGGCCAAGAAGGCCUCGGAGCAGCCUCCCGAGGCCUCGUCCUCAGAUCCAGGCAGCGGCUCCAGCAAAGCCAGCAGCUGCGCCUCCAGCCACUCUGGGGACAGUGACUCAGGGGAGCCGGCCAGGAAGAGGCGGAAACGGCAGGCUUCCCUGUCCGAAAGAACAAGCGACAGGGCGCCGGAGAAGCGCAACAAGAGGAAGAACUGGAAAGUGGCGGCUGACGAGAACUCCGAGGACAGCUCGGAGGAGGAUUAGAACCCAGCUCCAGGACACCCACACCCACACACACACCCCUGACCCAGCCCUGCUUGGAACAAACUCGGAUUUGGUUCUGCUGGCAGGUGCAGGGGGCAAUUUGAGUUUUCCAUGGGCCAGAGAGAAAAACAAAGGCUUGGAUUUCUUUUGGCUGCCACGGAUUCUAGCCGGACAGUCCCUCUGUUGUCGUCCCCUCAUCAGGAUGGGCCUUCCCAUGGCAAAGUUCCGCUCUUGAAGGCGGCAGGAAGGCUGGAUGGUUAGGUCUUCCCCCUUUGCCUUUGACAAAUCACCUGUGGUUUAAUUUUUGUUAUUCGCGAAGUCCUGCAGGCGGAUUGCAAUAAAAGGACGAGGGAGAGAGGUGAGGAAGUGUUCCCCGAGCAGGUAGGCAGGUCUCGCUCUCUGCUUUGAACGUGCCCUCUCUAUAGAGGUAAGGGGGGAGACUGGCUCGGAGUAAACCAAACAGCCCCCCCCCCCCCUGCAGCCUUCGUGGUCGACUUAAGUAGUCACCUCUUGAAGAAACGAGAGACCACCGCCUCUCCCAUACGUGGAAGAAUGCAGGUCAUCCUAUCCAUCCACUUGCCAUUGGGGGACCAGAUCGUGUUCUGGCUGGCCGUGCCCGCUUCUUAAAUUAUCUCUUGCUGCCCAAAGUUAAUUCCAGAGAAAAUGCAGAGUCUCCAGGUUCUUGUAGCUGAAUUAAAAGGAUGAGCAAGAGGGGGAGGAUUUAUCUUUGUGUGUGAUACCGAAUUAAGAGCCGUGUUAUGGGUGAGAUUUCUUUCUCUUUUUUGGGGGGGGGGUAAAGCUCUUCAUGGCUUUCUAAUAAUGCCGAUUAAGUGGCUGUGGAAGGACAUUCCAAGGAUACAGCCCAAAUCACAUCUGCCUCCUACCUCCCCAGAUACUGCUAAUUUAACUGCUAAUUUAACUGCAGUUCUGCAAGAGGGACUAGGCACCCUGGCGGGAGUUCAAAGCUUCCUUAACACACUGUUCUUCCUGAAAUGGGGGGGGGGGGAGCCUUGGAAAUCAACAAAAGAGAGAGAUUUACUAAAUAUGCCUUUACACACUGAGCAGGUUUGUUGAAAACUGAAGGGCACUAACACAGAACAGUUCUCUAUUGCUGGCCAUCCCCAAUUCCCCUUCAUAAAGUUUUGGAAAAUACUCAACUUCAACCUUCUGCCAGCUUUGUAUUUAACACCCCUCCCCAAUUUGUCUAGCAUUAAAACAUCUGUGGAAUGACCCUGUUCUAAAAUGUAGAAUGAUAAGCUGGGCUUUUUUUUCUUCUUCUUUUUUUGGGUCCUUUGUGUACAGGGAUAUAAAAAAGUAUUUUUGGAAAUAACUGUUGCUACGAGAAGCGAAGCCAUUGAAAUUGUUUCUAUGAAAAAUCAAAAAACUUAUUUUUUUAUACAUACAAAAACACUGGCAUGAGUUGAUUUAAACGGUCUGCAGAAAUAAAAAGUGUUGACUUCAGCCAAAAAAAA
This is a messenger RNA of Thamnophis sirtalis, 2357 nucleotides long. The record is from RefSeq and is a predicted model, not a curated record. Lineage: Eukaryota; Metazoa; Chordata; Lepidosauria; Squamata; Natricidae.